UCUAAUCUGCGGUUUGAAUUGGGACUACAUUGUUUACGUGUCACUGCAAAUUCAGUGCUGCGGUCUGCCUACGUCACGACAAAAAUUCUACGUCCGGGUCGCGUGACGUCAUCACAUUAAAUAAAUAUCGCCCUUCGCUCCACCUGCCGUGCACGCCUACGCGGUGUCAAUAUUUAUGUUCAGCCGGUCCCAAGUCAUGAUCGGAGGAAAGGCAACGGCGGUGCAGGCUGUGCACGAUGCGCGAUGGCCGAACGACUUUUAGUCGGGCUCUAAUCAAUAUUUCCACCGUCCAAAUUUAGUGGGUCAGCUACUCCCAUCGCAUUGCGGCCAGGGGGAUCAUCCCAGUUGGAUUUGCAUUGCAAAUCCCGCUCCAUCUCGACUUCUGUGUGGGAGAGUAGGUGGGGUGCCUCUGCCAUGGGCCAAGUCCGUUCGCGGCUCAAAAAGAUGGGAGCCGGGGUCUCGGCGGUGGAGAGCUUCACGGACCUGCAGAGGCGCGCCUCCGAGUCGGACGACGAGAGCGAGGACUACACGGUGAAACACCUGUUCCAGGCCGCCGAGAGGGGGGACCUGCGCACCCUGAAGAGAAUUGUGGAGGAGAACAGAAUACCCAUCGAUAUAACAGAUAACAGUGCGUGUACCCCACUGUUCAUGGCUGCGAAAGAUGGUCACCACGAAUGUGUUUCUCUGCUGCUGAGGCAGGGGGCUCUGGCAGAUGGUCUGCGAGAUGUGAGCUCGUCGUGGACCCCCCUGUGGAUCGCCUCCUCCGGUGGACAUACAGAAUGUGUCAGACUCCUCAUAGAUGCAGGUGCUAACCUGGAGUGCAAGUACCCAGAGACACCACUGUACGUGGCAACCAGGGAGGGCCACGCCCCUGUUGUCAAGCUGCUCCUUCAGGCUGGAGCACUGACAGAAUUUUCUGGAAUUCCCCACCAUUCCCUGAUCGAGGCGGCCAUGCACGGCCAUAGGGACUACCUGGAGUGCAUCCAUCUGAUUGCCUUGUCGGGAUGUGACUUAGAUGAACCUGUGAACCAGUACCAGCAGACUGCGCUGCAUCUCUGCAGUAUCAACAAGAAUGGAGCAUGCAUGAACACGUUGUUGGCACAUGGGGCAUCAGUCAACGUGACAUCAAACUACUUUCUUGUCGGUGUGACGCCAUUGCACUUGGCCACCAAGUCAGGAUGUGAACACUUGAUCAAGCUGUUGGUCACCCACGGGGCAGAUGUGUACCUUACGGAUGAGAAUGGGCGGAGGGCUUCUGACUGGGCUAACUCCGCUGGCAAAAAUACCGGCUGCUAUCGGUAUCUAAAAUAUGCAGAAAGUAACCCCCGGCCCCUGGUGUACCUGGCCAGGUGGGCCGUGCGGAAGACUCUGGGCAGGAAAAGACUGCAGCAUAUCAACGACCUGGCUGUCCCACCGAACCUGGUCAGCUUCCUCUGGUACAAGACCAACUGAUGGAGCAGGCAGCCAUCUUUACUAGUAUAUUUUCUGGCCUCACAGACUGCUGAAAAAAUGAUGAUAUUGAUUGGUCUGAUCAAGUCUGGGAGCACAGUAAGGAAGCUUAUUAAGAAUGCCAUGCAUUUUUGUGACUGCUCCAAGGAACAGAGAUUGGCUCUUGAAAUAGCCUAGAAGACUUCUUUCUUAAUUUGUGUAGCCUGAGAACAACAGGAAUAGAUAGAUGUGGCCUUCUGAAUGCCAGUAGUUUGUACCAACAACUUGAAUGGAAAUUUUCAAUAGGAUUGAAAUGUAUCUUGAUAUUUGAUACACAUGAGCUUGAUGGCACAACAUGUUAUCUAUCUAUGGACAACCCUCUUGCUGACAAGAGGCACCUUCCAGAAUAAUGCUGAUAAACAAUCACAUCAAAUGUGGGUGUUAUUCACAUGUAGCUUUUCUAAAUUGAUGUCUCUGGUGUGACUUGCAUAGUGAUGUCAAAUUUAGAGGAGGGAAAAUGAUCAUGUUUAUAAGUUUAAAAGGAUUGUAAGAAUUUUCAAAAAGAACUUGUCUUGGGUAGAUGCCAUUGACUUGAUUAACCUUAUAAAAACAUUACUAACAGAUGGCCGACUGAGCUGUUGAAUAUUUCCAACCGAACAUUAUGCAGUAACAUAAACAUGAAAAGCAUUUUUGUUCUGUUGUACUUUGCAACCUUACAGCUUUACAGUUCUGUAUUUGUGGAUGAUGAAUAUUGUUGCAUCAGCAAGAUUUGUAGAUUUACUUUUCCCUAAGGAAGCCAUGUUUAAACUGAUGUCCCAAGAUGGACCAGCAACAUACAUGUACUCUUCAAUCGUACAGCAUUACGAUUCUAUAUGUGGAUGAUGAAUAUUGUUGCAUCAGCAAGACUUUCUGUAGAUAUACUUUUCCCAAAGGAAUCCACUGUUAAGCCCAUGUCCCAAGAUGGACCUUGAAUGCUGGCAACUGAAACCAAAAACUGAAGGUCAGUCUGUAUUAUGUUAUCACAGAGAUUAUAAGUGAUCACACAAAUAUUCAUGCCAUGUCUCUUGAUCUUUACCUUGGCUUGGUUCAAGCAAUUAGCAUAGGUUGUUAGGAUUGAAAGAUGCCACCAUACAUACUGAAAACUGCAAUCAUGUAAUGAAGAUUAAUUCAAGGAUGGGUCAGCAUGCUAUUGUGCUGAAACCUGUGCACAUGUAGUGUUCUUUGCUGUGCUGGGCCACAUGGAAAAUUUACAAAACUCUUAUUUUUCAUCAGCCACAGGUCAUGAAUUAUUCAAAGUGGAUUUUCAGCUGCUUUGUAUUAUGUGUUAUGUAUGUCUGUAUUUUUUCUUCUUUUAGUGAUCAUUUUUCUAAAUCCAUAUGACCAAACCCUGAUGGACCGUUGUCUGUGGCUGUCUGCACUACUCUCUAGCCACAGCCACAGCCUGUAUUAUUAUAAAGCCAGAGAACCGUGGCAUACAUACUGCAUCAAGUACACCUGUUUUACCACCCCAUCCAUUUGAUAUGAAGAAAUUCAAUGUAGUCAUAGACUCAUAGAUACUUUUGAUGCAGUAACACCAAGUAUAGAACUUUGCUGACUACUUAUGCUAAAUUUUAAUACAUACAUAAUUACAU
Messenger RNA from Branchiostoma floridae (Florida lancelet), 3059 nucleotides. RefSeq names its product ankyrin repeat and SOCS box protein 1-like. Gene Ontology annotation, molecular function: protein binding. Lineage: Eukaryota; Metazoa; Chordata; Leptocardii; Amphioxiformes; Branchiostomatidae. The transcript is spliced from 4 exons. Bases 415 to 1452 code for a protein of 345 amino acids. The record is from RefSeq and is a predicted model, not a curated record.